UAUACUCGUAUCUUGUAGCAGCCACUAAAGCAAAAUUCUGAGAUCGAAAAAGCUAUAUAAAAAAAAAAAACUGCUUCCGUUUCAUCGAUUUUGUCCAGAUCUUCCCCUUCUUCCGGUAAUCGAAGCUUACGAGAUAGUUGAGUGAAGAUGAUCUAUGAUGUGAACUCUGGUCUAUUCAGAUCCUUCCUGAGCCAGAAGGGUAGCUCGUCCGACAAAAGGAAAAUGGAAGAUAAGCCAAGAGAACAGAAGCCCAAAGCCAGCGACAACAAACCUGUUAUGAAUGAAUGAGAACAGAUUACAUCUUCUUGUAAUUUCUCUUUACCUAUUUCAGUUGUAAGGAUCAUUUUAAUGAAUUAAGUUUCUUUCCUAUGGAAUUGUCAUUUGCCAAUUGGCUUUGGGUUAUUUAUCUUCUGAGAUUGGUGGCCAGAGUCAAAAAAUCCCAAAAUUCGCAUAAAAAUCUUAACAAACAUCCCAUUCAUUGAUUCCUUUCGUAAGUUCUUCUAUUGAUCAUAACGAGUGUCUGAUUGCCGAAAUCCAAAACACCUUAAAGAAAAGCUUCACAAUGAAUCCAAAUAUCUCUCAACGCUGUUGUCACUACCAAUAACCAAAACUGAACAGUCAGUUGGUAAAACCCAU
This is a messenger RNA of Arabidopsis thaliana (thale cress), 636 nucleotides long. RefSeq names its product wound-responsive protein-like protein. The record is from RefSeq and is marked reviewed. Bases 148 to 288 code for a protein of 46 amino acids. The transcript is spliced from 2 exons. Lineage: Eukaryota; Viridiplantae; Streptophyta; Magnoliopsida; Brassicales; Brassicaceae.